AUGCGCCUCGACGCCCUCAUGGAGGCAAAGGGCGGCAUCUCCAGAGACAGCUUCUUGGCGAUGGUGGAUAUGGACGGUGACGGGUUGAUCAGCUACGAGGAAUACAUGCUCUUCCGCACCCUGCUGAGCUUGCCCCAACGGAAGCUAUCGAUCGCGUUUCGCAUGUUCGACCGUGACGAUUCCGGGGCUGUGGACAGCCACGAGCUUGAGUCCUUCAUGCAGGUGCUUCGAGGGGAGACGAACGUCGGGAGGACGGAGGGGGGCACGAACACUGAUGGCUUUGGCGACGUCGCGGACAGGCUCUUCUUCGCUGGCAACGGGAGCGGCAAGCUUACCCUUGAGCAGUUCAGCAUGUUCGUGCGGCUUCUCCAGCGGGAGGCCCUCGUGAUGCAGUUCAACCAGUGUGACGAGCGGGGGGACGGCAUGCUCACGGCGACAGACUUCGCCAAGUUCUUGGUCACCAAGGUGAACACGGACCGAAACAUGUACAAGGAGUACAUGCGGCGCGCGGAAUCGGAAGCUAUCUCCGACUUGAAGGUGGACAUCUCGCUCGAAGAUUUUCUGGCGUUUCAAGAGGUGCUGCAGCACUUGCCCGAGAUGGAGGUGGCGAUGAAGGUGUCGGGGAGCGUCGAAGGGAGAGGCUUGGACCGACAGGAGUUUGUCCGCGCCGUGCAGGCUGCGCUGGAAGGGGGGAGGCUGAGGCAGCAGCGAGCCAACGACCCGUUCCUCCUCAAAACCGUCCCCAUGCGGACAAGAAAACGCGACGUGCUCCGAAAGAUAAUAUUCAGGAAGCCUGGGCCGAAGAACAACAAGGCGGCCUCCAGAGCGAAUACCAAGGGUGGCGGCGGUGAGGUUGAGAACGCAGGGGGCUCCGCGGUUGCGGGGGGGGGGACCCAGGCGUUGCCGGCCGGGAUCGUGGACACGCUCUUCGUUCUCCUGGAUGUGGACGGCGACGGUCGUCUGGACCAGUCCGAGUUCAUGACCCUCAUGGAACGGCAGUCCGCGAUACCCGAUCCGCCGAGAACCCUAGGGGUGGUGGCCUUCAUGCAGCGCUUGAAGGACUGCGCGGAAAAUUCUCUCUUCUAGGCGACUACCGCAGCUCGGCGUGAAACGGUUCCGGUACCGAACGGGUACAGGCAAGAGGGGCGAGUCGGAUGACGUCACAGCCAACCAGGACCGUGGUCGCAGAAAAGCGCCUACGGAGGGAGGCACGCUUUUUUAGGGUCUUCGGGGUGUUCUGUCAGGCAGAGAGGACAUCUCUGUCGAGGAGAGGUCGGGUGAGCUGGCUAGGAGUUUGAGAGGGGGAGAAUUGGACGAGUUGUACUAUUUGGCAGAGAGAACACUACACCUCUGUUGAGAGCGAGGGUGGGCUAGCUAUAGCAGUUUGAGAGAGCGAGGGGACCUGGACG
Ectocarpus siliculosus is the source of this 1409-nucleotide messenger RNA. The record is from the annotation of a GenBank genome assembly. Lineage: Eukaryota; Phaeophyceae; Ectocarpales; Ectocarpaceae.